UAAUUGUUUACCAGCCAUCACAAGUACAGUAGUAUAUCAGCCUGAGUAUUAUUGUUUACCAGCCAUCACAAGUACAGUAAUACAGUAUAUCAGCCUGAGUAUAAUUGCUUACUGUUCAUUAGAUGAACUAUACACAUAACAAUAGUGUACAAUAUAUAUUUUUGUACACUUCCCUGUUGAGUGUUUUUUAGUGUAUUUUGUAAGUCAUAAACAGUGUUUGUUAAUGACAAGUAUAGUUAUAUGUGUAACUCAUUCUUUACACCAUUUUUCACAUUUAGUUCAAAGAGGUAUAGAGGAACCUUGUUAAUAAUGGUGUAGUCACAUCACAAACUGGAUCUUCCAUCACACUUACCUCCUCACUGUUCUCCCAUCUCAGCAUCAUUACAUCAGUGUCAGUAAAUCACAUUCACUAAUUGAUUUAUGUUUCAGUUUUCAUUGUCAAAUAUAAUUAACAAGACAUUAAUAGUUCUUGUACGAGGAAACAGUUUGCCAGUUAAGUGUCACUAAAACCUUUGAACACACAAUACACACAGUUUUAUAAUGGAAAGUCACUCAGAGGAACAGUCAGAGUCUCCCAGAGAAUUGUCUGUAAAAUCACAUCAAGUAACACAUGUGAAAGAUCAUACAAGAGAGAAGCCAUUUGAGUGUUCAGAAUGUUUGAAAAACUUUCCAUAUAAAAGUAAAUUAACAAAACACAUGAGAAUUCAUACAGGAGAGAAACCUUAUCAGUGUUCUGAGUGUCUGAGAGGCUUUGCACAAAAAUAUGAUCUAAAGAAACAUAUGAGAAUUCAUACCGGAGAGAAACCUUAUCAGUGUUCCGAGUGUCUGAAACAGUUUUCAGAAAAUUCUUCUUUAGUCACACAUAUGAGAAUUCAUACAGGAGAGAAACCUUAUCAGUGUUCUGAGUGUCUGAGAGGCUUUGCACAAAAAUAUGAUCUAAAGAAACAUAUGAGAAUUCAUACCGGAGAGAAACCUUAUCAGUGUUCUGAGUGUCUGAAACAGUUUUCAGAAAAUUCUUCUUUAGUCAAACAUAUGAGAAUUCAUACAGGAGAGAAACCUUAUCAGUGUGCUGAAUGUCUGAGAGGCUUUGCACGAAAAUAUAAUCUAAAGAAACAUAUGAGAAUUCAUACAGGAGAGAAACCUUAUCAGUGUUCUGAGUGUCUGAAACAGUUUUCAGAAAAUUCUUAUUUAGUCAAACAUAUGAGAAUUCAUAGAGGAGAGAAACCUUAUCUGUGUUCUGAGUGUCUGAGAGGCUUUGCACAAAAAUAUGAUCUAAAGAAACACAUGAGAAUUCAUACCGGAGAGAAACCUUAUCAGUGUUCUGAGUGUCUGAAACAGUUUUCAGAAAAUUCUUCUUUAGUCAAACAUAUGAGAAUUCAUACAGGAGAGAAACCUUAUCAGUGUGCUGAAUGUCUGAGAGGCUUUGCACAAAAAUAUGAUCUAAAGAAACAUAUGAGAAUUCAUACCGGAGAGAAACCUUAUCAGUGUUCUGAGUGUCUGAAACAGUUUUCAGAAAAUUCUUAUUUAGUCAAACAUAUGAGAAUUCAUACAGGAGAGAAACCUUAUCAGUGUGCUGAAUGUCUGAAAGGCUUCUCAAGAAAUUGUGACCUACAGAUACAUAUGAUAAUUCAUACAGGCCAGAAACCUUAUCAGUGUUCUGAGUGUUUAAGACAUUUUUCAUAUAAAUCCUCUUUCAUAAAACAUAAUAGAAUUCAUACUGAAGAAAAACCAUUUCAGUGUUCAGAAUGUCAUCAAGGCUUUUCUAAAAGUUAUCUUCUAAUAAGACACAAGGAAGUUCUCUCAGAAAAACAUUUCCACUGUGUAAAAUGCAUGAAACACUUUAAAGAAAAAGAGAGUUUAAUAUUACAUGUAGAGAGAUGUUACCAGACUGACCAAGUGGUUAACUCUAAUCACUAUGAAGGUGAAAGUUGCCAGGAUUUGCACCAUGAUUUGAGCUUGUCUAGCCAACCAACAGUGGAGAUGUGUGUUUCUGAAGGAGUGAAAAAGGAAACUAAUUAUGAUCCACUCUCAGUUAUUUGUGAGACAGAAGCUUCACCAGGGCCUGAGAUAAUUGACCAAUCUUCUUUAAAGAUGGAGUGCCAGGAAGAAAUAGAUAUUGUUAAGGAAGAAUUCUGAAACUGUUGUUGAAAACUGGGUCCCAUAGGCAUGACUGCCCAUUAUAAUAGGCUGGCCAAAGAGAGUAGUCAUCUAGAAAAAAUUAAGUCUUUUUUGGUAAUAGCAGGAACCCACGUUAGAUAAGUUGUAUUGAGGGUGCCAAACAAAUUGUGGGUGGAUGCCCCACUCAGUUUUGGGUUGAGGGUUACAUACAAGGUCACAAAAGUCAAAAAUUUAAUUUUUUAAUUUCAAUGGUGGCUCUAUGUAACUGUGUUUAAAUGCAUAUCAUUAGCACAUAAAGCAUAUUGUUGUAAUUUUAUUGAUAAUAAAUGAAUGGAACUAUGA
Molecule: messenger RNA, 2460 nt
Organism: Homarus americanus (American lobster)
Lineage: Eukaryota; Metazoa; Arthropoda; Malacostraca; Decapoda; Nephropidae
Product: zinc finger protein 501-like
Exons: 1
Coding region: 541-2136 (531 amino acids)
Biological process (GO): regulation of transcription by RNA polymerase II
Cellular component (GO): nucleus
Molecular function (GO): RNA polymerase II cis-regulatory region sequence-specific DNA binding; DNA-binding transcription activator activity, RNA polymerase II-specific
Source: RefSeq, a predicted model, not a curated record